Leptomonas pyrrhocoris is the source of this 1876-nucleotide messenger RNA. RefSeq lists its product as hypothetical. The transcript has a single exon. NCBI's taxonomy places the organism in Eukaryota, Euglenozoa, Kinetoplastea, Trypanosomatida, Trypanosomatidae. The coding region runs from base 146 to 1876 and encodes 576 amino acids. The record is from RefSeq and is a predicted model, not a curated record.
AGUAGUCGGAUCAACGUUAGAAUCGGUGCUUCGUUCUUUUGUUUAUUUCUCCCUCUGAAACAGCGUAGAUUUUAGGGCUCUCUAUCGCCGUUUGCACAACAGGCUUUUUUUUUCUUAAUCCCCUUUAACGCCUCCACCGCCGUCCAUGUCUACGUUGCAGACGCAGCGCAGAGAGGACAGCGCCCCACACCACGAACGCGUGAGCUCCACCGGCUCCCGCCACAGUAACGGUCACCCUUACAGUUGUGUUAGAUCACCGACCUCCAACGACGGCGCGCGUACGUUGUCGUCGACCUCGGCCUCGGCGGCGGCGGCUAACCUGUCCGCGCUCGUGCCGCCGUCCAUGCGGCCGCAGGUCUCCAUCACCACAAUGGGGCGCCGCUUCUCGAGUUCUUCGGAGUCGAGCUCCUCCAGUAGACAUCGCGGGAGCCACUCCGCGCAACUCCAACUCGACGGCUUCGGCAGCCCCGACAGUUUUGAGAUGGGCGUCAGCUACAGCGGCAUGUCCCCGCCCCGUCCGUCCCCCACGAACCCCAGCCUGCGAAGGCAGCGCCGCCGCCGCCGGUCCUCGCUGUCCGACGUUAGCGUGAGCACCGCCGAGGAGGAGUGGGGUGCCGCCACCCUACCACCACUACCGGCCGCGGUGGCGCUUCCGUAUACCUCGCCCAACCGCACCAUCAGCGCUGCCGACUACGCGCCUUUGUUAGCAACAGCAGAGAACGCGGAAGAAGCAGAAGGUGAAGUAGCAGAGUACGUCUCACCCUCCUUACUGAAGCUCGCACGUCCCCGCUUCGGUCACGAGCCGGCAGUCGUGCCGCCAACCCCCACCUUUUUCCCCGCAGAGAAGGUGGACAGCGCCACUCUUGCGGAGGCCAGCCAGCCAUCUUCCUCCUCCGCCACGCCCUCCACCCUGGCUACGGCGAACAUCGGAAACGCGCCAGUGUCCACCUCCUCCGCCUCCGCAUCACCACUUCCGACCGCCGACGUCACUCUCGUCUCGACACCGGUGGCUGUGCCGCCUGCUGAAGUUGCCGGCGCCGUCAACACACCGCCCCGCCCCGCCUCGGUAUCGACGCCGCAUUGCAGCCACGGCGAGGAUCUCGACAGUCCCCACCCAUCGGCCGACAGCGCCCACGAGAAGGAGAUGUCGAAGGUGCCGUCGUCGCCGUCACAAUCCGCGCAACCGACGCUGCCCCCACUGUCUCCGCCGCCACCGCCGCUCCGCCACGGUGCUCCGGCCCCCGUCCACGAUGUGGGGCCGAUGCCGCCCAUGGCGACCGCACCGCCCAUCGCACCGCGACACCUGCACCCGUUUGGCGCGUUAGACGCGGAGGCCCCUGCAGAGAAAAUAGAGUUUAUGCCGGAGGGGCCGGAAGCGCCAGCGGAGGCGUCGCGUAGGCGUCACGACCACCACCAGCCCUCACGUACCGCCACCACGCCGGAACCGGCGCACGCGACCAACAACCGCACCCGCUCCGCACGACGACCAACGCAGUCCGUGCAGACCGCCAGAGCUCGAGCGCAGCAGCGACGUCACGCCGUCUCGACCUCGCCGCACGCACGUGAGACCCCGGUGUCGCCGCUGCCGGAGUACUUUCCGGGCGCGAAGCGGCUCGACGACGAUCGGGUGCCGCUUUCGACGAAGUUCGUGCUUGGCACCGCGUGCGUGGUUGGCGUGGCGGUUGUCUUGUACCUCGGUUGUUCCAUCUACCGGUACGCGUCCGUCAGCGUGAGGGAGACAAGCACGCCAGCUCCCACCUCGCGCUUUGCGUGGGCGCGCGCACCGAAGACGACAGUGGUGAGUGAUAAGGACGCGGCGAGGGUCGCGCGUGAAAUUCGUGACCGCAUUGUGCGCAACAUGAAGGGAACCCUCUAG